ACUACCGUAAGAUCGUUCGCCUAUUCUGAGAGGAAGAAGUGCCCCAUCACACUUUUGCUCUCCCUUCGGAACGGAACAUCCAUGCGGUGGUUCGAGGAGUUCCCGUCAACUUUUCGGAUACUAAGAUUAAGGGAGAACUGGAACAGAGGGGAUAUAGCCCUCUUCACAUCAUUGGAUUGAAGCGCUGCGGCGGCACGCCCAUGCCUUUGGUGGUCGUGAUACUGCCCAAGACUGAAAGUCUCAGCAAGUGUUCAACGAACACGAACUGCUGGGACUGGCCAUUCGAGUUGAGGCUCAGAAGAACUCCAGACUCAUUGGGCGUGUCACCGCUGCCAAAAGUACGGGCAUGCGCAGUCAUAUUGCACUGCACCACCCAAUGCUUAAAAUGUGCAAAGGACCACAUGACGCAUUUGUGCCCCUCACAGAAGAGGAAGAAGGCAAGUGCGCGAACUGUGGAGAGACACAUUCCGCAAAUAGCCGGACUUGCAAGUUCACUCCAAGGAGGAACUUGCAAGUUAUAG
This is a messenger RNA of Acanthoscelides obtectus, 521 nucleotides long. The record is from the annotation of a GenBank genome assembly. NCBI's taxonomy places the organism in Eukaryota, Metazoa, Arthropoda, Insecta, Coleoptera, Chrysomelidae.